This is a messenger RNA of Camelus dromedarius (Arabian camel), 804 nucleotides long. RefSeq lists its product as uncharacterized. The record is from RefSeq and is a predicted model, not a curated record. Bases 1 to 651 code for a protein of 216 amino acids. NCBI's taxonomy places the organism in Eukaryota, Metazoa, Chordata, Mammalia, Artiodactyla, Camelidae. The transcript is spliced from 2 exons.
AUGCAGCCUCGGCGACCCACACAGAACCUUCAAAGUCAAUCCAAUAGCAGCCCGAAGAUGUCUGGGUGUACGCGUGUGCUCAAGUGUCUGACUGCGAGCAGAGCAAGGAGAGAGCUGGAGACGAUGUGUGUGUGCGCGCGCGGAAGGAGCGCGCGCGGGGGAGGCGCGCUCGGGACCGCGCAUUCGCGCGCGCCGAGGCCGCUCGGAGCAGCAGCAGCAGCAGCAGGAGGAGGAGGAGGAGGAAGGGGAAGAGGAGGAGGAGGAGAAAGUGGCUCUCAGCGGCCCGCCGGAUUAAAAGUAACCAGACUCGUCCAGAAAACUGCGUCCAGGAAGGAAGUGACAGAAGACGAAUGGGAAAAGGAGAGCCGCUCACAGCCUUUGAAACAUCGCACAACACCGCGAGCGGCGGCUGCCUGCUCUCUCCCGGCGCCGCCGCCGAGGACGCUCGGAGGACCGAGUCUUCGGCUGCAGCGCGCUCGCUCCCCGGGGACGCUGCGAGCCAGCCAGCAGGAAAGUCCUUCUAAAGUCGGGAUCUUUCCUCUGACCAAUAGGAGCGCGACCCUAACAGUUGCUCUUAUGACUUUCCCCCGCGUUUGGAGACGCGUUAACCACUUCAUUCUUCCACCCGUCCGAGCGCUCCUCCGUUAUUAACGCUUAAAACCCCCAGACUACGGUGUCCGCAGCACUCGAUUCCAGCGCGCCUUCCCUUCAAAAUAUGCGGUUGUCGGCCCUGAGAGGUUGGAGGGCAAGAAAGUGAACCGAAAUGCUUUUCAAGUGUUAGUAAUGUAUAAAAUAAUAAAAGAA